CCCUAGCUGAUCACCAAACAUACCAACGGAUGGUCUAAAAUAACAAAACGUGAAACAAUAUUUUAAUCUCAACAAUUGCUCCAUGUCCGUGCUAAUUAGGAAAAUACGCUUAAAAAACAUAUACCUACACUAUGUCUACUGACAGUAAGAACAUACAGAGACUGACUAAGAUUGAAAAUGAAAUGAUGAGAAGCAGGCAACCACCGUUGGCAGCCAAGAAGCAUUGCUUUGAAAACCAAGACAAACUGAAUUUCGACUUUGAAUCCAAAAAUAAUAUAAAUGGAUUACAGUCGACCAGUUCAUCGUGCGCUGACGAAAUUUUCAUGAAAACUCAGAUCGGAAAGUAUGCUAAAAGGCUGAUGGAUAAGCUACAAAAGAUUUCGGUAAAUGUGCCUGAUAAUGGCGAGCACGCAGCUGCUGUUGCGCAGCUAUGCAGAAAAACGCAAAGAUUACUCAAAGAUUUGAAUCAGGUGGGUGGACCAUGUGACUCUUCGACCGUAUUGCUGAAAAAGUAUAACUGCCUUCGCAUGACUUACUAUGACCUACGCGACGGUAUCAACGGGACGACAAAGAAGUUAUGCAAUGAGGGUAUGCCAAUGGUCGUCCAGCAAUCAAAGAACCGUGAAAAAUGCAAGAAAAUCGAAAUCUGCAAAAAACUUAAUAAUAAUGGAAAACAGGACAACUGUAAAAGCCGUGAUAAACAAGAUAAGUGUAUAAACAAACUGCAAAUUGAAAACUUUACAAAAAUAUGCCAAAACGGUGAAACAAUCGAAAACCUUAGAAAACGUGAGCUCUGCGAGUAUUGUGGAAAACGAAAGAAGCUCUGUGGUAUGACGUGGGAACCGAAAUCUCGUUCUGAAAAAUCGAAUUGUCGGAGGAAACCCAUUGAAUGGAAAACGUUUCUCAAAAACCAACUUUUCAUUUAUUUUCCGUGCCUGUGUUGUAUGUUCGGGAAGUCUGACUGAACCACGUGCGGUUGGAUGGUGCUUGUGUGUCUUUGGGGUGAUUUUAUUUCUUCAAUCGCCAACAGGAUGCUUUUAAAUGAUCAAAAAUGAUGGCUAUUAUAUGAUAGCCGAUGGUCACACACACACACGUAUUAUUUCUUUUAUAUGUUUGAAGAAAAAAAAAAAUUAUUAAAAAUAUCAAAAAUUAAAUAUCAUAAUAUCAUA
Molecule: messenger RNA, 1169 nt
Organism: Aphis gossypii (cotton aphid)
Lineage: Eukaryota; Metazoa; Arthropoda; Insecta; Hemiptera; Aphididae
Exons: 1
Coding region: 132-965 (277 amino acids)
Source: RefSeq, a predicted model, not a curated record